AUGAACAAUGGUCUAUUGAUACAUAUUGUGGAGUGGCGCUUCGUCUCUAAGGAGUUCUACCAAAUUGUCCAUUCACUCAAUAGACACUUGAUGUCAGACCAUCUACCAAAGUUAAAGAGAAUGACAACACAGCCAUUCACAUUUCUAAUCGAACAGCACACCAUGCCAACAUGUUGCCAACACCCCUAUGUCAGUCAUCUGCGUACACUUGAGCUGUGGAGCGAAGAGAACUGGUAUUAUCUCAAGAGUAUCGACCUGCCACUCAUUCAAAGUGCACUCCCCACGAUGUUCACAACGAUUACGUCGCCCAUUGAUGGCGGCUCACAACAAGUGUUCUUGGAACACCUGUCCACUCGUCAUGAUGCCGUCGAUGGCGCGCACUUCCUACUGGUCGAUCUCAAUGUUGCUGUUGAGAAGUUGAGCAUUACAUUGUUCGAUCCAAUUGGAGACAAUGAGGAUUACUUUGAUUAUUAUCAACUUGAUGACGAUUGCAACCCUCCCGAGAUCCCUGGCACUCCAUUCACAUUGUUAAACGCUAUUGGAUCAAAGGGUACAAUACGCCAACUAUCAAUCCAGAUUGCUGUAUUGGAGGAUCACAGUGAUGAUGAUGAUAUCGAACUCUUCUCAUUCUUUGCCAAGUUGUUCUCUCCUCAAUUCAACACUCUGACGUAUCUGAGUCUUGAGUCAGCCUCGGACGCCUAUGGUACAUUGUCUACGCUGUCCAUUUUCUUAAGCCAAUCGGCACCAUUCUUCUUUCGAAGACUUUCAUCUCUGUCAUCCUUACGUGAGCUCUCACUCAUUGUCAACUUGCUCAACUUGGAUGAAGAACAAUAUGAGCGUAGCCUGUUAGAGUAUCUUAUGGACAAUGUGAAGCAACCUCAAUUGACAUCGAUAUGGCUCCACUACAAUGUCAACAAAGACAUAGUCACCUAUCUUCUUCAGAACCCUCGCUCCAAGUUCAAACGAAUAAGACUUGGUCAAUCGGACCCAAUGCCAGUGACCAACAAGUUAGACUUCUUGCGCAUCAAUCAGAGCUGGAAUCAAAUUAACAGUGAAGCAUUGGCAUCGCUAACCAACGUCAACUCGCUGUCAUUGCCCGUCAUGGACCAUCCUUCCGAUUUAUGCUCGUUACUUAAAUCGCAUGGUACAAUCCAGUCAAUUGUCAUCUCGACCCAACAGUGUAGCGACGAGCUGGUAGAUGCCAUAAGUGCCUGUCCCUCACUCCAAUAUCUGUACAUCAAUGUUUACAUUGAACACCAACAGUCAUCGAUCAUUGAGGCUUGGAUGGAGAAGCUAAAGAAAGCCAUUGACAUCCAUCCAAACAUUCGCAACAAGACCUCAUUCCUCUCUGGAUUUCAUGUUCACAAUCAAUCAUGCCCUACUCCGUUUUGUGUGGCACUCGCAGAGUAUGGAGUUAUUGGCAGCAUCGCGGACUAUACUCUGUCUUGA
This is a messenger RNA of Acytostelium subglobosum LB1, 1449 nucleotides long. RefSeq lists its product as hypothetical. The transcript has a single exon. Bases 1 to 1449 code for a protein of 482 amino acids. NCBI's taxonomy places the organism in Eukaryota, Evosea, Eumycetozoa, Acytosteliales, Acytosteliaceae. The record is from RefSeq and is a predicted model, not a curated record.